AACCAACUUGAAGCCAUCCACACCGCCAGCAUGGAAGACCACGUGCUGGUGCUGGCGUCUAGCAAAGACGGGAAUAUCUACGUAGUGGACCCGAUGUGCGGCGCGCAACUCUUCAUCUUCAAAGGCAGCUCGUGCUCUCGUCAUGGUCUCGUCGCCAUUCCACGCACGCACCACCUGAUCGCGUUGCAACCGGGCAAACUCGCCAUGCACAUGCACAUGUGGGGGAAGGAUGUUCCCCAUUUCAAGUGCCACGUGACCGAACAUAUGGGCCCCAUGGUCACGACGUCGGAAGGAAACUACUGCAUUGCGGGUGGAGCCUCUGGAAAGAUGUAUCUGUGGUGCGUCGCCUCCGGUGCGCUGCUUCAUGUUUGGGACGCUCAUUACAAAGCGGUCAGUGCACUCCGAUUAACGUCGGACGAUGCCUUCGUCGUGUCUGGUGGUGAAGAUGCAGUCGUCCACGUCUGGCGCCUCCUCGACCUUCUCGAUGCCUCGUCCACCGAUUCUGCGCUACAAAGCAGCGCUGCACCGGUAUACACAUGGACAGAUCACGUGCUGCCCAUUACAAGUAUUCAUUGUGGGCUGGGUGGUGUCAACGGCCGCGUCUUCACUUCAUCGUUGGAUCGCACGACCAAAGUCUACGACAUUCCCUCCGGCUCGUGCUUGGUCUCGAUCACUUGUCCGUCGUUCAUCAACGUGUGCGUCGCCGAUGCAAUGGAAAACCGGCUAUUUCUCGGAGCGGGCGAUGGACGCAUCUACGUAGUGGACUUGCACGCUGCGGCGACGGCUGCAACUGCCGCCGCUGCUCGUGUAGUCGUGGCCCACGGGGGAACUCCUUUUGCAAAGGAUGCACUCAGUAUGGAUGGGUUUGUCGGCCACGAAACCCCUGUCACCGCGCUUCUUGUCAGCGUGUGUGGUCAAUACGUCAUCUCUGGCGAUGAUGAAGGCACGGUUCGCGUGUGGGACAGCGUAUCUCGUCAGUCGCUCCGUGCCGUGUCUUUUCUGAAAGGCGGCGUGUCGUCGAUGCUAUUAUUGCCGCGACCGGCCGGUCUCUUCCAUCCCGUGAAGGAAGCCUCCAACCUCGGCAUUGCACCGUUUAAGAAGUACAUGUAGCUAUAUGACAAGAAGGUGAAUUUCGGCAAAACAAGCGUCAAAAACGGGAGAAAAGUAGAAAAAAUUACGAUAAAUUUUAAAGCGCAUCCCCCGGCACACAACUCAGUCGUCGAUGAUCUUCUUGGUGGUUGGGAACCCCAGCUUCUGCUGGUUUGCCAUGCAUGCUUGGACGCAGGAGAGGCCCCACCCGUCGCAGUUUCUGUUCACAGACACAAAGGUCGGACACAGUCGCUUGCAGUCCCGCUUGAUUGACAUAUUGAGCCCGAGGCAGGCGUUGCCGUAGAUUGCGUACACUGACGAGUUGGUGCAGACAAAGUCGACACACGCAUUGCGUGCCGCCGCGAGGCCAGCUUCUUCAGAUCCUUGGCUGAUGCAUGCGGCAACCAGGAGCAAGCUGCACAUAUGCAAUAGUCGGGCGAGCAUACUGAGGGUCGUAGUUAGGGCGACUUGGGAG
This is a messenger RNA of Aphanomyces invadans, 1564 nucleotides long. RefSeq lists its product as hypothetical. Gene Ontology annotation, biological process: rRNA processing; DNA-templated DNA replication. Gene Ontology annotation, cellular component: nuclear pre-replicative complex. The transcript has 2 exons. The record is from RefSeq and is a predicted model, not a curated record. Bases 31 to 1110 code for a protein of 359 amino acids. Gene Ontology annotation, molecular function: protein binding. NCBI's taxonomy places the organism in Eukaryota, Oomycota, Saprolegniomycetes, Saprolegniales, Verrucalvaceae.